Messenger RNA from Miscanthus lutarioriparius, 891 nucleotides. The record is from the annotation of a GenBank genome assembly. NCBI's taxonomy places the organism in Eukaryota, Viridiplantae, Streptophyta, Magnoliopsida, Poales, Poaceae.
AUGCAGGCCGUCGCCCUGCCCACGAUGGAGUCGGAGCUGAGGGCUCUCGCGUGGGCGACGCUGCUCACCCCGGCGUGCGCGGUGUACGCGCGGUUCGCCGCUCGCUGCCUUCGCCCGGGCAUCCCGCGCCUUGCCGCGCUCCUCCCGACAUUCCCAGUGUUCGUGUACAUGCCCUGCAUGUUCAGCUCCCUCCACCUGCGCCUCUUCUCCACCUUCUUCCACACCUGGCUGGCCACCAAUAAGCUCGUCCUCCUCGCGCUCGACCUCGGCCCACUCCACCCGCGCCUCCCGCUCCUGCCGUUCGUCCUCUGCGCCGGCCUCCCUAUCAAGAUCUUCCUCACGCUCGACCUCGUGUUCUCCUGUGUCAUGCUCGUCUCCGCGGCACUCGUGGGCGCGACCCUGGAGAGACAGAGACAGUUCAACACGCCGCUCGCCGUCGCCUCGUUGAACGGCUUCUGGGGCCGGCAAUGGAACCUAAUGGCCGUCGACCUCCUCCGCGAGUCGGCGUACGAGCCCGUGCGCGCUAGGUGGGGCCGGGACGUCGGCGUGCUGGCCGCGUUCCUAAUGUCGGGCCUGCUCCACGAACUCCUGUACUGGUACCUGACGCUGCAGCAGCCCAGAGGUGAGAUGCUGCUCUUCUUCAUGUUCCAUGCUGCGUUCCAGAUCGCUGAGCGAUGGGCCAGGGCGGCUGGGCUGUGGCGGCCGCCCAAGGCGGUGGCGUACCUCCUUGUCACGGCCUUCAUGGUGGUCACCAUAUCGGAGAUGUUCUUCGGGCCAUUCGUGAGAGCCGGCACAGACGUGCGCUUGAAGGAGGAAACUGUGGCGAUGGUGGAACUGAUUUGGGGUGCCAGGAAGUAUCUACUCCGUCCGUUUAGGGUGGCUUCAAGCUAG